AUGGAUUUAGAUGAGGUGGAAAUAGAGAGAAAAAUCGACGAGAUUCAAACAAUGGCGAGGAAGGCAAGAGUUAGGGAAAAACGAGAACUGAAAAACAAUGGUUUUGACAAGAAGUCUGACAAGAAGUUGCCAGUGUCAUCUGUUGGCAUUUUGAGGACCGCAGAUGGGAGAAAAAUUGGGGUUGAGAAGGAUAAAUUACACGAGAAAGAAGGGAAUGGAGCAUUGAUGUUUAAAAAGAAGUACAAAUUUAAAGGCUUGGCGAACAUUUUGGAUGAAAAACCAAAAGGUUUUACAAAUCCGGAGUAUGAAAGUAUUAAUAAGUUCGAGCAAAAAGGAAACAUGGAGAAGGGGAGCGACUUGUUGAGAAAUGGGAAUGAUAACAAUGACAAAGGGGAUUCAAAAGGAAGUGAUUUGAUGCAUUUGGAGAAGAAGCAGUCUGCACCAUCCAAUAAGCUGUUAAAUGGAAAUUAUAGCUUGAAUGGGAAAGAAGUUGGAAACACCCAAGGGGCCAACAACAAUGAGGAUACCAAAUCUGAAAGCGAGCCUGAUUUCUGGUGGUUGAAUCUCCCAUAUGUUCUAGUNCCAACAACAUUGAGGAUACCAAAUCGGAAAGCGAGACUGAUUUCUGGUGGUUGA
This is a messenger RNA of Fraxinus pennsylvanica, 636 nucleotides long. The record is from the annotation of a GenBank genome assembly. Lineage: Eukaryota; Viridiplantae; Streptophyta; Magnoliopsida; Lamiales; Oleaceae.